AUGGACCCAGCCUUGCACCAGGCGGCGGUGCACGGGAGCGUCGCAAGCCUGAGGAGGCUGGUGGCCGAGCGCCCCGGCAUCCUUGGUUCCAAGACGCCCCAUGGGAACACUGCGCUGCACAUCGCUGCCGAGCUCGGCCACGGCGGUUUCGCCGAGGAGGCCCUUGGUGUGGACGAGAAGCUACUCGUCAGCUGGAACGCUGACGGCGACACGCCGCUGCACCUGGCGGCCAGGGCGGGGAAGGUGGAUGUGGUGGAGCUGCUCAUCAGCCGCGCCAGCGCAUGGCCUGAGGAGGAGCCGCAGCACUCCCCUGCAGAGAGCGCGCGGGCCGGGGGCCCUCUUCAUGACCAACAACAUCGGUGA
Messenger RNA from Aegilops tauschii subsp. strangulata, 363 nucleotides. RefSeq lists its product as uncharacterized. The record is from RefSeq and is a predicted model, not a curated record. NCBI's taxonomy places the organism in Eukaryota, Viridiplantae, Streptophyta, Magnoliopsida, Poales, Poaceae. Gene Ontology annotation, molecular function: protein binding.